This is a messenger RNA of Penicillium alfredii, 684 nucleotides long. Its product is annotated as ubiquitin carboxyl-terminal hydrolase. The record is from RefSeq and is a predicted model, not a curated record. NCBI's taxonomy places the organism in Eukaryota, Fungi, Ascomycota, Eurotiomycetes, Eurotiales, Aspergillaceae. The transcript is spliced from 2 exons. Gene Ontology annotation, biological process: protein deubiquitination; ubiquitin-dependent protein catabolic process. The coding region runs from base 1 to 684 and encodes 227 amino acids. Gene Ontology annotation, cellular component: cytoplasm. Gene Ontology annotation, molecular function: cysteine-type deubiquitinase activity.
AUGGCCGACCACCCAGAUGUUCCCAACGCAAACAAGGCCUUUGUGCCACUGGACGUCUACUCAAUCGACGAACCCGACCUCCUAGCCUUCGUCCCGCGGCCCUCGCACGCCCUCCUCCUCGUCUUCCCCGUCUCGGCAACCUACGAAUGCUCCCGCACAACCGAAGACAGCACCCUCCCAGAAUACAGCGGCAGCGGACCCCAAGAACCCGUCAUGUGGUUCAAGCAGACAAUCCGCAACGCCUGCGGGCUGAUCGGGCUGCUGCACGCUGUCUCAAACGGCGAGCCGCGCCGGCACGUGCUCCCGGGUUCUGAUCUCGAGACUCUGCUCAAAGAUGCAGAAGCCCUGCCGCCUGUUUCCAGGGCUGAUCUUUUGUAUGAGAGUAAGGCGCUGGAGAGCGCGCAUGCUGAUGCGGCGAAGCGUGGGGAUACGGCGGCGCCCGAGGCGGAGGAUAGUGUUGAUUUGCAUUUUGUGGCGUUUGUUCGGGGGCUCGAUGGGACGCUUUGGGAGCUUGAUGGACGUCGGAAGGGCCCGCUUGCGCGGGGGAAGUUGGCCGAGUCGGAUGAUGCGUUGAGUGAGGCUGCGCUGGAGCUCGGUGUGCGUCGGUUCUUGAGGACGGAGUCUCAGGGUGGGAAUCCUGAUUUGCGCUUUAGUCUUGUUAGUCUUGGGCCUGUGUUUGAUUGA